Molecule: messenger RNA, 944 nt
Organism: Paramecium tetraurelia
Lineage: Eukaryota; Ciliophora; Oligohymenophorea; Peniculida; Parameciidae
Exons: 4
Cellular component (GO): membrane
Source: RefSeq, a predicted model, not a curated record
AUGAUUGAAAAUUAGCAAGAUGACCAAAUUAGUCCAAUAGAUUAUGGGAAGUAUCAUGCAGAGCCUUAAAAGGAUCAUCGGGAGUUGAAAUACAUGGCCACUAAAAUUAAUGAACCGAGAGGGAGAAUGCAGUAUCCCUAACAUGUGCAAGUGGCUAUUGAGGAUGAUACGCAUUCUCAUACUGACUCUAGAUGGUAUGCCAAGAACGAAACCUAUAAAUAACUUAUUGGAAAUGAGAGAACUGGGUUCAUAAGAAAAGUCUAUGCAAUUAUGAUAAUACAAUUGUUUAUAACCAUGAUCAUGUGUCUAAACUCUUACUUGUCACUUGAUUAUAGGAGAUUCUAAUUGCAAAAUACUGGAUAUGCCUAUUUGGCUCUAGCAAUAUCAAUAUUUGUAGAAUUGCUCCUCUUUUGCAUUCCCAAAUUUGCUUGGAGAGUGCCAUACAACUUCAUUUUACUCUUUAUAUUUACUCUCUGCGAAGGUUAUCUAAUAUCGAGUUUGUGCAGUUAUGUAUUUGAUAAAUAUAGUGAAAAUGGAGGAUUCAUUGUCUUGAUGGCAGCCAGUCUAUCAUUGGCAGCCGUAAUAGGAUUAACCUUAUACACCUGCAAAACAAAGUCAGAUUACACUACAAAAGGAGCUCUUUUGUUUAUGUGUGUUACUUCUUUACUGCUUUUUGGGAUAAUGGCUGGUGUUUACUAUCAGAAUGUUAUUAAUCUAAUCUAUUCAUUACUGUGUUGCCUUCUGUUUGGUGCGUACUUAAUAUACGAUACUUAAUUAAUAUUGGGGGGAAGUACCCAUAAAUUGUCCAUUGACGAUUACAUCAUUGGAUCAAUGAUAAUUUACAUAGACAUCGUGUACCUAUUUGCACAUAUUUUAAUGGUAUUAAUUGCAUGUCUUAGAUGAAGUAUAUUCGUUUUAAUAAUAUAACAUAAAGAUAUCAUCUA